Molecule: messenger RNA, 2164 nt
Organism: Opisthorchis viverrini
Lineage: Eukaryota; Metazoa; Platyhelminthes; Trematoda; Opisthorchiida; Opisthorchiidae
Exons: 9
Coding region: 68-1855 (595 amino acids)
Biological process (GO): peptidyl-proline hydroxylation to 4-hydroxy-L-proline
Cellular component (GO): endoplasmic reticulum
Molecular function (GO): L-ascorbic acid binding; procollagen-proline 4-dioxygenase activity; iron ion binding
Source: RefSeq, a predicted model, not a curated record
UGGAAACUUCCCGUUUGGUCGGAUUUCCCUGAGCAGUUGGGACAACAAAACUACGUACUAUCAGACCAUGUGGGAAAAACGUAUUCAAAAUCUAUUGCUUGGUGUUCUAAUUCUCUGUAAUAUUUCAAUAUGCACCUCCGAAUACUAUAGUGCAAUAACCGAACUCAACCGAGCCUACGAAGUUGGGAGACAAUUGGCCUCGGAUUUAGAUACAUAUCUUGAAUUGGAAGAAGCGCGCUUAAGCCGUAUCCGGCGUGUGGCUAAACGGUUGUCUACCCAAGGUCUCGAUCCCCAGUUGGCCACAACGCCUGAGGAUUUCUUUGGAAAUCCUGUGCAUGCAUACUUGACAGUCAAACGGCUUGCAGUGAACUGGAAAGCAGAUCUGUUAGCAUUGCUUGAUGGCUAUUCUGAACAGGAGCAGAAUGAAGAUACAGGAUCUGAAAGCGUUUCAACCCAAGGUAUGUCACUUGCAGCCGACAGGCAACAAUUGACAGAACUGCGUGCACGUGUGGAACAAUCGGCAAACCUGCUACCGGGUCACAAUGAUGUCACCGGAGCUGCGGACGCCCUGUUAUUGCUGCAAAGCACGUAUCGACUACGCGCAGAGGAUAUCGCAAACGGGAAGUUAACAGCAGACUUGACAUGUCCAAAACUGACAGCCGCCCAGUGCGUACACCUUGGACAACAAGCUUACGAGGCACACGACUUUUUCCGUGCAGAAGAGUGGUUCCGUGUUGCCUACAAUCGUUUAUGGGAGGAACUCCAUCGAAGUGAUACACAUUUUGCGAUGGGUGAAGACGGGAAUCUCCGCGGGAAACGAUCAUCUUCUCCGGAGGACAAGGAAAAUUUUGACUUCUCAAUUCCAGAUGAGGCCCGACCAACUUCUGUUCAGAUUCUCGAGCAUUUGGCCUACGCUCUGGGAAGGCAAGGAAGAUAUGCCGAAGCUUUGAAUGUGACCAGACUGAUUCUCGAGGAAGAUCCUGAACAUGAACAGAGCUUGAGCAACGAAGAAUUCUACCAGACACAAAUUCAGAAAGGAGAAGGGAUUAUUGGUCCAGCGCCUCCUCCUGAGAAACUCUCGAAAUUGGAUGAGGAGACUGAAAUUUAUCAAGCCUUGUGUAGAGGAGAGCAAAUAUUCCCACCUCCGCCUGAUGACCAAGUUUACUGCCGCUACUAUGUCCCCCAUCCCUACUAUAAAAUCGGUCCUGUCAAGGAAGAGGUCCUUUACCCGGAUCCUCGAAUUGUCAUGUGGUAUGAUGUGAUCCAUCCAUCGGAGGUUGAGCGAAUCCAAGAGCUGGCUGUACCACGGCUCCGACGAGCAACUGUGAAGAACCCUGUCACUGGGAAACUAGAAAACGCCUAUUACAGGACCAGCAAGAGUGCUUGGCUCCAUGCUGGGCUUGACGAAGUGACGCACAGACUAAACCGGCGAAUUCACGCACUUACUGGAUUGGCUAUGGAAACUGCAGAAGACCUACAAGUGGGCAACUACGGAAUUGGUGGCUAUUACGCUCCACACUUUGAUUUUGGCCGAAAACGGGAGAAAGACGCAUUCGAAGUUGAAAAUGGAAAUCGCAUCGCCACAAUAAUUUUUUAUCUCACGGAUGUAAAAGCCGGUGGUGCGACCGUGUUCAAUCGCCUUGGAGCUUUAGUGAAGCCCGUCCGUGGAGCAGCCGGGUUUUGGUAUAACUUGCAUCCCAGUGGAGAGGGAGAUCUUCGAACGCGACAUGUCGCUUGCCCGGUUCUGGUCGGUUCCAAGUGGGUGAUGAACGUCUGGUUCCAUGAGCGUGGUCAAGAAUUUCGUCGCCCGUGUGAACUGACAAGAGGCCCAGUUGAAAUUGAUGAUGGAUUCUGAACAUCAAUGCUUGUGGUACAAAUUGGCCACAAAGAAUGCGUUCCGGUCAACGAUCGGACUUGUGUUUUGGUAUUUUGUUACCUGUUUCUCUCUGUCAGAAAUGGUUGUUAAUGUACUUCAUGUAUUCUAAUGUAAAUGUGUUGCGAUUCCUAGAGGUGCUGUUGGUUUCAAUUAUAUGCUUUACGUUCUAGGUGAUAUCUCCAGUUAUCAUAUGACGCAUGCACCUUAUCUAGUCAUUUUCUGAAAUUGACUUGGUGUUAAGACAUUUGCAUUUUUUCAUUCUGAUUCCAAUUGCCUAAUGGGGAAAAG